AACGUGAUUUUGACAUUUUAAAACUAACCCAAUCUUGUGCCAAACCAGUGCCAGUGCUAGUAUCGUGUAGCACAUGUUUAUAGUUUUUGUAUCAAAAUGAGUAGAAAAAAUAAAGGAUCUGGUUCAUUAGGAAGAACCUUAAUUAAGGACAGAUUCGGAGGAGGAAAAGCCAGAAAAUAUACAAAGGACAAUUCUAUGCUACAUACAACUGAAAUCCAGGAUGGAUAUGAUUGGGGAAGAUUAAAUUUGCAAUCAGUUACAGAAGAAUCAUCAUUCCAAGAGUUCCUUUCAACAGCUGAAUUAGCUGGAACUGAAUUUCAAGCUGAAAAACUCAACAUAAAGUUUGUGAAUCCAAAGACCAAUAUUGGAUUAUUAACAAAAGAUGAAAUCAAAAAGGUUAAAGCUGAUCAUGAGAAACAUAAAGAAAUAAUAAAAAUCCCUAGAAGGCCUGUAUGGAAUUCAGAAACAACAACUGAAGAACUACAGUUAAAAGAAAAAGACAGUUUUUUGGACUGGCGUAGAUCGUUGGCAAUAUUGCAAGAAGAGGAAGGCUUGCUUUUAACUCCAUAUGAAAAGAAUUUGGAAUUCUGGAGGCAAUUGUGGAGAGUUGUUGAAAAAAGUGAUGUUGUUGUACAAAUUGUUGAUGCAAGAAAUCCACUUCUCUUCAGAUGUCAAGAUUUGGAAAAAUAUGUUAAGGAAGUAUCUGAUGAUAAAAUGAACAUGAUUCUAAUCAAUAAAGCAGAUUUUCUAACUGAAGAACAGAGACAAUACUGGGCUGACUAUUUUACAAGUCAGAAUAUGAAAGUUGCAUUUUUCUCGGCAGUUUUAGCUUCUGAAGCCAUUGAGGAGGAGGAGGAGGAAGAAGUUGAACCAGAUGAACUGAGAAGCAGAGAAAUUGAUAGUGACAUCAAAAGUAAAGUUAAAGAUUUGGAAGAGGCAGUUGACAGAACUGCUGACAAAUUGGAAUCAUUAACUAAAGAAAUUGAGAAGAAAAUAGAAGAACUUGCAGCUGGAGAAGAAUUGGAAAACAAAGAAGAGGAAUUCAACUCCAAUAAAUUAUUAAAUCGAGAUGAACUUAUAACUUUAUUCAGGAGUGUUCAUAAUAACAAACGGGUAACUGAGAAUAUUGCCACAAUUGGAUUAGUGGGUUAUCCAAAUGUUGGUAAAAGUUCUACUAUCAAUGCUUUGAUGACUGUGAAAAAGGUAUCAGUUUCUGCAACCCCUGGUAAAACUAAACAUUUCCAAACAUUAUAUUUGGAUAAGGAUAUUUUAUUAUGUGAUUGCCCUGGGUUAGUCAUGCCAAGUUUUGUUUUCACUAAAGCAGAAAUGGUUAUUAAUGGCAUUUUACCAAUUGACCAAAUGAGAGAUCAUGUACCACCAGUAAAUGCUGUUUGUCAUUUGAUUCCAAGACAUGUAAUUGAAGAUAAAUAUGGAAUUAUGAUUGCCUUACCAAUGGAAGGUGAAGAUCCUGAUAGACCCCCAACUUCAGAAGAACUCCUAAAUGCUUAUGGAUACAAUAGAGGCUUUAUGACUGCUAAUGGUCAACCAGAUAAUCCUAGAUCAGCUAGGUAUGUGCUCAAAGAUUUUAUGAAUGGUAAACUGUUAUAUGCCAAUGCUCCACCUGGAGUUAAACAGGAAGUAUACCACAUAUGGCAGGAGAGACAAAAGUUUCUUUCUGAAAAUCACGUAAGACCCGCUCGUGAAAUUAGAGCAGGGAAAACCAACAGAGUAACAACAGAAGAUAUGGACAAGGUGUUCUUUAAUACUCAAAAUCAUGGUGUUCACGUUAGAGGCAAUAACUUGCCAGCAAUGUCGAGUAAUGGUCAACCAGAUGCAAAACCUUGGAGAAGUUUAAAUAAGCAGAAGAAUAAGAAUAAACGAGAGAAAUCCAGAAGAUUGUAUGCCCAUUUGGAUCAACAUUAAUUUGUUUUUUUUAUUUUUUUAUUAUUAUAUAAAUAUUGUUAUUUUAUAUAGAUGCAAUAUAAAAUAUAU
Messenger RNA from Nicrophorus vespilloides, 1992 nucleotides. Its product is annotated as large subunit GTPase 1 homolog. Lineage: Eukaryota; Metazoa; Arthropoda; Insecta; Coleoptera; Silphidae. Gene Ontology annotation, biological process: ribosomal subunit export from nucleus. Gene Ontology annotation, molecular function: GTP binding; GTPase activity. Bases 97 to 1923 code for a protein of 608 amino acids. The transcript is spliced from 5 exons. The record is from RefSeq and is a predicted model, not a curated record. Gene Ontology annotation, cellular component: cytosol.